ACGACCCGUCGUCAAUUAUUCCUUACACAGAGUAAGGUGUGUAGAUGAUAUCAUAAUGACAGGCUUCAGAUGUGUAUGAUAUCCUAUCAGUGCGCGUGACUGCAGAAGGUUGAGCAAACAAAGCGUCACGUGAGGGCCGCUUGUUUUUCCUGUUGUGGUUUACACAAGCACGGCUUAACACAGACACUGGCAGGAAUGGCUCUACUCGUUUUAUUAUGUUUGCUUGGUCAUGUUUGGAACCUGCAGGUUUCUGCUGCGCCGGUUAAUAAUGCCUUCAAACACCUGCAGAGCGCAGCUAAAUUCUGGCAUAUCUCUGACCUGCACUUGGAUCCAACCUACCAUAUCACAGAAGACCACACCAAAGUCUGUUUUUCCUCCAAGGGUGUUCCUGCAUUGGACCCAGGAGUUUUUGGUGAUUUCCUGUGUGAUUCCCCGUACCAGCUCAUUCUCUCAGCAUUCAGUUACAUGAAACAAGCAGACCUGCAGCCUGAUCAGUUGCCAACAUCCGCAAAUGCGAUUUACGAUGCUGUAGCCAAACUUUGGUCUCCGUGGUUGAACCCAGAAGCUGUAGCUACUUUGCAAAAAGGUGGCUUUUACUCUCUUGUGAUCAAACCUGGCCUCCGUCUGGUGAGUCUCAACACAAACCUGUACUACAGUCCUAAUCAAGUGACUGUAAAUAUGACUGACCCUGCUGGGCAGUUCCAGUGGCUGCAGGAAACACUUGAGCUGUCAAGACAAAAGCUGGAAAAGGUCUAUGUAAUUGCUCACGUCCCCAUCGGUUACCUACCCUAUGCUAUAAAUACAACAGCCGUCCGGGAAAGCUACAAUGAACGACUGGUCAAAAUAUUUCGCUACUACAGUGACGUCGUUCAGGGUCAAUUCUACGGUCACACUCAUCGAGACAGCAUAAUGGUUCUGCUGGAUCAACAAGGGAAACCUGUGAACUCUAUAUUUGUCACACCUGCUGUUACACCUAUCAAAAGUCUGUUGGAGCCAUAUUCCAACAAUCCUGGCGUCCGUGCGUAUUUGUACCACCCUGAGAAUUAUGGUUUACUGGAUAUUUGGCAAUUCUAUUUAAAUCUCACAGAAGCAAACCUGGAACAAAAAUCAGACUGGAAGCUGGAAUACAUUAUGACUGAGGCUUUUAAUAUUGAUGACAUUCAGCCCCACAACUUGCAUGAACUUGCUCUUAGGUUCGAGCAGCCACAGAGCAAAGACUUUGACAAGUAUUUUAACCAUUUUAUGGUGAGCUACAACUUCAGCCUCACAUGUGAGGGCUUAUGCAAAACGAUUCAGGUGUGCGCUGUGCACUUUUUGGAUCAAGAAACCUACUCGCAAUGUAUUGCCAAAGCAGGCAUAUAGAGUAAGCUGUUACAGUUCUAGAGCAUAUACUUGAAUUACUAACUUCAAACUUGAUCAACUCUCUAAAAAGAUGAUUUUAAACUUUUGAUUGAAAAGAAAUCAGGGAACCUUUUAUUUAAAGAAUAAUAAUAUUAGAGUGAAUCUCAGGAAAACAUCUCACUUCACCCCAAAACCAAAAGGUGAAAAAAGCUAUUUGAAAUUCUCAUUUAUAUAAAGAAAAUGAAGCCUAAUUUAAGACCAUGAACUUUAUUUAUAUAUAUAUUUUUUGUACUGUUACUUUAUAAUUAUGACCAUUUAAGCAUGAACUUUUCCCCACAGAAA
Molecule: messenger RNA, 1683 nt
Organism: Sinocyclocheilus grahami
Lineage: Eukaryota; Metazoa; Chordata; Actinopteri; Cypriniformes; Cyprinidae
Gene: smpdl3a
Product: sphingomyelin phosphodiesterase acid like 3A
Exons: 7
Coding region: 196-1362 (388 amino acids)
Molecular function (GO): phosphoric diester hydrolase activity
Source: RefSeq, a predicted model, not a curated record